Molecule: messenger RNA, 393 nt
Organism: Coffea arabica (coffee)
Lineage: Eukaryota; Viridiplantae; Streptophyta; Magnoliopsida; Gentianales; Rubiaceae
Source: RefSeq, a predicted model, not a curated record
AUGGCUGAUCAAAAUGCGUCUGAGAAAUGUUCUAAUGUCAAUCAUGAAUAUAAUAAUCAAUCUAGCUCAAUGGCGGUUUCCCAGCCACAUAAUCAAAAUGACAUUCCUUCUUGUGUAUUUGAGGACUCUGCUGAAAGCCUGGUCUUGCAUAAAAUGCCUAAACAAGUUGAGAUCGAAGGCAGAGAAACAGCACCAAAGGGGCACUUUGUAGUGUACGUGGGAAGUGAAAUGACUAGGUUUGUCCUUCCUACAUCUUUUCUGAAGAAUCCAUUAUUCCAACAACUGCUUGAUAAGGCUGCUGAAGAAUUUGGUUUCGAUAACAGAAGCAGAAUUGUUCUUCCUUGUGAUGUGUCUAAGUUCCAAAGACUCGUUGCCUUCUUGGCCAAACGCUAG